Messenger RNA from Purpureocillium takamizusanense, 5715 nucleotides. RefSeq lists its product as uncharacterized. Bases 667 to 5652 code for a protein of 1661 amino acids. NCBI's taxonomy places the organism in Eukaryota, Fungi, Ascomycota, Sordariomycetes, Hypocreales, Ophiocordycipitaceae. The transcript is spliced from 10 exons. The record is from RefSeq and is a predicted model, not a curated record.
CCAACAUCCCGUCCGUCGCCAAUUUUAUGACCUGCCAGGAAGGAUAUGCUACUGCAGGGACGGUCCAAUGCGACAAAGGUCCAAGUCUGGCCGGCGCACUGCUCUCUGACGGCUGGCUCAUCAGCAGAGAGCGUGAGGCGCCUCGGGGCGCUGUCAGAUCGCAGCUUGUCAACAGGUUGGUUCUCGAUCCCCCGUUAAGAACAGCUGCCAUGCCGUCUGCUUGAACCUGGCCGUCUCUUGCUGCGAACGCCGGAAUGAGGUCUGUGCCGCUGAAAAUCAUGUGGCAGAACCGACUCACUAUUAAUACCUUGCAGCCAACGUGCACAACGACGGGCCAACGCGACCCGAAGUGACCAAUCUUUUACAUCUCUCGCCGAAGAGUAAGCCGCCAGCAUUAGUGUGCAUAUGCACAUUUCUUGUAAUAUUUUUAGGGAUGAGAUCGGGGAAGUAAAAGGGGAAGAAAAGAGAAGCCUCCACCCGGUGGAAGUUCUCAUCUUCAUCUAAUUCCAACACGCUACCAGGAGAAGCCGUUUGAUGAACUUGCAAGUUGAAUCGUGUCGCCGCCUCGUCCGCGCAUUUCAUGCCAUUCAAUAUUUCGGUACACGACAACUGCCCUUCUGCUGCAAUCAAGCGUCCACUGGUCCCUCGGCUAUACCUUGAUGCACCAUGGCGACGGUAGAAGAAGCAAAGGCCAUCGUGCAGCGCCUUACUGCAUUAUACGGCAUGCUGGACAAGAAGAUGAUGGAUGACAUUGCCAAUUGGAACCCUCAAUACCGUCAGAGCAUUGACGAAGCCUGGCUCACGCUAGAAACUGCAGCAUCGAAGUCGAUCAAAACGCUAGCAAAGCAAAUUUAUGGGAGCGGUGCUCGUUUUGUAUUCGAAUUGCUCCAAAAUGCAGACGACAACAAGUUCAAGAUUGCAGAGGCACAAAAUGCGCCUCGCUUUGUCUCGUUCAAGAUGUUUCAGGACUACGUUGUCAUCGACUGCAACGAAGACGGAUUCAAUGAGAAAGACUUGGAGGCUAUAUGCGCUGUGGGCAAAAGCACCAAGACUGCUUCUGGGUCUGGAUAUAUUGGCAACAAAGGCAUUGGCUUCAAGUCCGUCUUCAUUGCGGCGUCCACUGUCUACAUUCAAUCUGGAAAUUACUCCUUCCAGUUUCAUCACAGAAAGACGGAUCCGGGGCUCGGGAUGGUCCGCCCCGUGUGGAAAGAACCCACAGAACAGCUACCCACGCCUUUGACCCACACGACACUCCAUCUCCACAACGAGGGGAGUUCGACGGAGAUCGAGCACCUUCGAUCCAUCAUCCGUGAGCAACUAGAAGAGCUACAGGGAACCUGCUUAUUGUUUCUUCAAAGGCUGCAGUGCAUAAGCGUGGAAAUCUACGGUGAGGAUGGGAAGAUGCAAAAGUCGACGCGGUUCACCAAGCGUGAGGUAGAUACCUAUCGUGUGUCUGUGGAAACCACCACGUCUAUUGCAGGCUCAAAGGAGUCCACGGAGAGUCAGAUCUAUCACAUCACGAAGAAAAUUGCGACCGGGGUUGGUGAGGGCACAAAUCGUGAGGUAGCAGACUCAGCGAAAGGGGAAACCAUUGUUAGCACCGCAGAAAUCGUUUUGGCCUUCCCCUUGACGGAGAACUCGAGGCCAAUGGUCUAUCAAAAGCAGUAUGUUUUUGCCUUUCUGCCAAUACGGAAACUCGAUUAUAGGUUCCUCAUUCAUUCCGAUUUCGACACGAAUUCCAGUCGCGAGGACGUCAUUACUACGUCGAAACGGAAUCUUAACCUCCUGGAAUGGAUUGCCAAAACCUUCGUGGAGGCUGUCUUGCAGUUCUGUGAGGACUCCAGACUUUGUUACGUGUGGCCAUCAUUUCUUCCAUCCCUGGAAGAAGAAUCAAGCACUAGUGCUUUUUGGUCGCGUCUAAACAACAAGAUUGCAGAGGAGAUCAAGGCCACUCCUGUGCUGAGGUCCAGGCGCCGGAUAGACCUACGUCGAAUAAGAGAGGUUUCGAUACUUUCGGAUGAUGCAAGACUUGCAGACGGCACUCCGGUGCUUGAGACAGCCGAUGAUCUCUUUUUAUCGCCGGAAUAUUCACACUCCAUGACCCGGAUUUUAAAACCAUAUGGCCUUAAAUUAUUGAAUUUUUUCAUGUUUGUCGACAUGGUAGAGAAUGAUAUCCAUGCCUCGGAUUCGAAAAUGCGCGGGAGAGAUACGACUGAAGAAUGGCAUACUGUCGUUGCGAAGUUGCUUCUGAGGAUUUUGGCAAAUCCAGAUCUUUGGGAGCGUUUAAAACGACUUGACUUGAUUCCACUACGAGACGGGAACUGGGUCUCUUCUUUAUCAUCAACGGUAUAUUUUCCCGAAGCAAAUGGCGUCAUGAUUCCAGAGGACGUGGACAUGAAUAUCCUCGAACCAAGGGCAACAUCAAAUCAGGAUCGCAAGGCCCUAUUCAAGAGUCUUAGUGUGAAUGAGGCGUCAAUUAGAAUGAUCAGAGACUCUAUACUCCAAAAGUUCACCUCCUUGACACAAGGUCCUCGUCUCAUCAGGUCUUUCGACGCACAUCUGCGGUUCCUCUAUCAAACAUCGCAGCCACGAUCCAACCACGCUACCAGAGGCUCCAACGAAAUUUUCGGCAAAGUUAUUCUAAUUCGGGAAAACAAUUCCCGAGUUUGGCCGCAUACCAUCCGUCAUGGCAAGAUUGGCUUCACGAAUCAGUUGGUACCAGAAAAGUUUCUCGGGAUGCUUGAGUUUCUCUGGAAAGCGGAAGGCCAGCGCAUAAGGGACAGUGCAAAUCUUCAGCAAAUGAUGGGGAACCUUCCCGCCAGAGGACUUUGCGGAGCAAAUUUCGAAGUCAAACUCAGAGACACUUGGCUUCCGCCUGAAAGGCUCACCAGUCUCGCCAAGCAGUACAUGGAACACCCUGACCAGUUCCCAUUUCUUCGAUUCGAGCGAUCUGAAGACACAAGCAACGUGCUCGGCGUUAAGUGGGAUUUCAUGAGGAAGUAUUUCGGCGUGGGAGCUGAGGACUCAGUGCAUUUCCUUCUUCGACUUUUACACCACAUUCAGAAAUCUUGUCCCAGUUCACCAUCAAUCCUUCAAACGCAGUGCAUACUUGAUCUAUAUCAAGCCAUCAAUGCCAAGCUCACGACUGCUACAAAGGCAUCUAAAGAGUCUGCGAGCCAGGCAGUCAGGACCUUUUUCUCUCAGUCUGGUGUCCUCAUCCCAGACAAUAAUAAUACAUCUUGGUCAAAAUCACCGGACUGCCUUUGGCGUGCACCACCGGACAUGACGACGAAAUACUCUCUGCGAAGUCUCUACGCGAGGACCCUCGGAGAAGAACAACUAGCGAAUAUUGAAAAUUUAUUCUGCAGGACUGUGCUCAUGCCGGCAGCUUCCUCUGACCAUCUGAUAGCCGAGCUGCAAAACCUCAGAUUGAUUGACUGUACGGACUUCACUCGCAUAAAACGUCUUUAUGAAUAUCUGGAUUCACUGGGGACAGGUCCGCAACAAAGACUGGCAUUCAAUGACAAGGCUCUCAUCUACGCCCAAAAACACAAUCAGUGGAGUUGGUAUAAGACAACAGACUGUUUGUGGUCGAGCACUACGUCUAUCCGGGGCAAAGUAACUUUGGACGCCGACUAUGAAGAGCUGAAGACAUUCUUCGUCAAAACUGUGGGCGUCAGGUUGCUUACUCUCCAGCUAAUAUACGACGAGCUCAGACAACCGAAGCCUGAGCGGGAUGUUGCCGACCUCAGAAUACUUAUUACGUCGCUCAGCAGUCUACUUGCGACAGAGAAAGGCACCUCUCUGGACCCAAAGCCAAUUAGGGAGGCUGAUGUAUUUCCUGUGAGCUAUUGCAACGGUACAACCACACUGCGAUCUGCGGCAAUCGAUUUUGCUAUUGGGGACAGAGACUAUCUGAGUGACAAGUUCAAGGACAAGAUCGCUCUCUUGGACUAUGACCUGGAAGACGUCCAUCGCCUAAAGCCGUUGUUCGACUGGCUGAACCUCACGGAUCGAUAUUUGUCCUAUUGCGUCAAGGAAUUCACUUCCGUCCCCGAGAAUUCUGGGCAACGGAUCACAAACGGACCUCGAAGUUUGAGGCACAAAGCGUAUCACAUCCUUCGAAUUGCAGCAACGUUCCGUACCACCCGGUAUCAAAUUAGCUCAUCAGGUUUGUACGAAACGUUGAGCUCAAUGACAGUCAAAGCAACAGAUGGCAUUUUCACCAGUUUCCUCAUACAGCAGAACAACAAGACAACGGUCGUCGAAGAGGCGGCUGGGAACGAGCACAUUGAUGAGACACCGGAAGGACUGGUCAUUUACGUACCCAGACAGAAAACAUCGCAGGAGCUAUGUUUCAGUACAGUCUUGCCUCGCAAGUUUGCCGAGUGGCUCAUGCGAGAUCCAACAACGAACAACACAGACGAUGUGGACGAUGACGCUGUCAAGGCGCUGACAGCUGUGUUCACUUGUGGUCGCUUCGCAUUGGACGAGAUCCUCGAUCGCUUGGGCAUCAUACAGCUGUCUAUUCACAAUACAGAUCCUGAAGAUUCAGAAACAGAGCACGACGAUUCUCGGGAUGUUGCACAGGAGGACGUGGAAAAUGACGUCGAUCGUCAACAGGGGCGGCAAUCAACAGACGGUCUUGAGCAGUCCCGCAGACUUCGCGAAGACCACCCUGAGAUUUUGAGGCCCCAUCCGCUCUUGGGAACUAUCAGCGGUCCCGAUUCGCCAGUUGGGGAAAGUCAUACAGAGACAUUGGUAGAGACAACUACCCAUCAAAGUCACAUGUCUCAUCACACGCAGCCGUCCCGUCCUUAUCGACCUACAAUGCGUCUCCAUUCUCCGCAAUUUUUCGGACACGAUAGACCUUCUUCGAUAGAGCAGACCGAUCCUGAUUUAACGAUCAAUGAGAGAAACAGCAUUGCCGACGAUACACGAUACUCCGAGCUCUUGAAUAGAGUAGUCGCUGCGGCCCAGCGGGCAUCGUUUCCAUCUCAAGGUCACUUCGACCUCCGGAGCUUACGAGAGACCUUGCCCACAUACACUACGCCGAGUGAGGUGAUAAGCUUUGACGGCUUGGAAGUCCGUCCUACGUUUCGAUCAAGUAGCCAAUUCGAGCGAGACAAGAAAGUAGGCGCGGCUGGAGAACUCUACGUGUUCGAGCUUCUGAAAAGACUGGAACUGCCAGGUUGGAGCCACAACAACUGGCAGAGCAGGAUCAGGACUUAUGCGAAGGCUCUCCCUGAGUACGCAGACAUGCAAGCAUGGACGGCGAGCGAAACCUCGGAUCUAGUCUACGACGAUAUAGAAGGCCACUUUACGGACAUGCUCAUUGGCUGCGGUCACCUCGAAGAGAGCGAGUGGCGCGGUGCUCGGCCCAAGUACUUCUUGGAAGUCAAAACCACUACUGGACCACUCGAGACACCGUUCUAUGUCAGUGGGAAGCAGUAUAGACUUAUGGAGCAGAAACACCACGCAGAGCACCGUUCAGAGUUAUACAUCAUCUUGCGAGUCUUUUGCUUAAAUGCGACGGCGAUCGAGAUGUGCGUGUACAUCGACCCGUGGCAACUCAAGGAGGAUGGGGCAUUGCGGUUUGAUAGUCAACCCUGGGCUGUAACACCUGGAGAACAGUCAGUAUAUCGGCGGUAAAUAGUGGCGUCGUGGGUCAAUUUUAUGCCGACCUGAGACUGAUUAAAUGCCAACUAUAUCGGG